This is a messenger RNA of Zerene cesonia (dogface butterfly), 1228 nucleotides long. RefSeq names its product broad-complex core protein isoforms 1/2/3/4/5-like. Gene Ontology annotation, biological process: regulation of transcription by RNA polymerase II. The transcript has 2 exons. The coding region runs from base 137 to 1045 and encodes 302 amino acids. Gene Ontology annotation, molecular function: protein binding; RNA polymerase II cis-regulatory region sequence-specific DNA binding; DNA-binding transcription factor activity. The record is from RefSeq and is a predicted model, not a curated record. Lineage: Eukaryota; Metazoa; Arthropoda; Insecta; Lepidoptera; Pieridae. Gene Ontology annotation, cellular component: nucleus.
UGGAUUUGACAUUUUAUGUUAAAAAAGUAGUUUCACAAGAAACCAAUCACCGUUUACAAUUACAAAGAUUUCCUUAAAACUACGAAGCGAACGUUUUUAUUUUGAUCUUCGUUAGAUAAAUGCAAAAGAGUAAAUAAUGAAUAAUGCACCACAGUUUUCAUUGCGAUGGAAUAAUUAUGUUAGCCACGUUACAGAAGCUUUUAAUACUUUACGGUUUGAAAAUGAUUUAGUUGAUGUGACCUUAUGUUGUGAUGGUGGUAAAAUUAAGGCUCAUAAAAUGCUCUUAUCAGCAUGUAGUAACUAUUUCAAACAAAUAUUUAAGGAGAAUCCAUGUCAACAUCCUGUUAUUAUAUUCAGAAAUUUUAAGUACGAAGACCUUAACGCAAUCAUAAAUUUCAUGUAUCAUGGUGAAGUUAAUAUAUUUCAAGAACAACUGGAAUCAUUUCUCAUUACAGCGGAACUUCUAGAAGUUAAGGGUUUAACUGAUAACUUGGAAGAUGAGGGUUAUAAGAAUCAGUUAAAGAUUUCUGACAGUUCUUCAUUGGAUUUGACAAAAUCUAGACCAGAGACAGUGAUUGCGACAUCUGUUGAUGAACCUAUAAAUUUAGCAACUUUACAUACUAGCAGAGAUGAAAAUGUUCAAAACAACACAUUGCCAAUACCCAGCGAUAGGGAUGAUGAUGGACUUGAUUUACAAUUGGAUUCAAAUAAAGAUAUAGGGAACCCAAAAGUAAAACCAUCUGUCCCACCUGGAGAUGAAAUGCAAAUGGAAAUUCAAUCUACAUCAGCUGAAGAUUUAUCAGAGAAAAAUAAUUCUGAAUCAGAUUUAGCCAAGUUUCGCUGUCAAUUAUGUCCAAAAGGCUUUAAGCACCCCACUUCCUUGACGUUGCAUAAAGAUUCACAUGCUGGUAAAACUCAAUGUCCUGUUUGUCGACGCUCUUUUUCAAGAUCUUAUGAUAUGAGGAGCCAUCUCCAGAGGAUCCAUCAAGGAAAACAACUGACAAUAAAAGCAAUUGCUGCAAAACAGUUUCCUAACAAUAUUUAGUAUAAGGCAAAAAUUGUUUAUAUUGCACGUAGUGCAUCGGCCUAUUAAAUAAGCACACAAUAAUAAAAAUACAGAAUAUUGUAUAUUGACUUUUUAUAUGUCACAAAUAAAUUUGCUCAGCGUUGUAGCUUUGGCUAUUUUUGUACUAGUCUAUACUGUUUCAAUAUAAUUGUUUAAAAUAUA